UAUACAUAGAUUGCAUGCAGAUGCUGCAAUAUUGCUCUGUUUAUUUAUUUAAAUUAACAUAAUUUUUAAACUUUUAUUUCAUGUUUGUGGCAUGUAGGCUAUGACUUUCUAUGAACACAUAAUUUUGACAGAAAUAUUUAAAAAAAUUUUGGAAAUGAAUUUUUCAUUAAACAAAUUUAUUGAAGCACCAACUCCUGGCUGUUCAAAUUGUUUGUAUGUCGAUUCAACUUUGAAAACAGCAAAUCCUCUGACAUUUAUUUGUUGCUGUGUAUUAAACAAACUGGAACUGCCUCAACAAUUUGAAUGGACCACAGACGAUGUUCUAAAUUGGAUAAACGCCUUGGGAUUUCCUGAAUACAAAGAUUCAUUCAGAGUCAAUUUUAUUGAUGGAAAGAAAUUAAUCCGUAUCGAUACUUCAGCGCUGAUAAAAAUGAAUAUUAAAAAUUUUAAUCACAUCAAGUUGAUUACAAAAAGUAUUAGAAAGAUGUAUGGAAUCGAAAUUGAAAAUUCUAAAAGAAGCAUUUCACUUCCAUUUUCUGAACCACUUGAUCUUUACAAAUUACACAAAUCUUACUCAGGAUAUUCCUACGAAGUUAUUACGUGCUGUGAUUUUUUCAAAAAGGUGACACUACUCAAAGAUGUUCCUGAAAAAUUGAAUCAUUUUGAGUUGCUGCAUAAUUGGUUCAAGCAUAUACCUGAUUUUCAAAACACUCGAAUUGGAAACAUUAAAACAAAAAAUGUAUGUCAUGUCAAACGAAAUUUAGAACCUGUUGAUAAUAUUUCUUUUGAGUCUGUAGAAUCAUGCUUUUGUGAAAUGCCACCUUGUAAUUGUAAAUGGACAGUUGAAGAGCUCAAUAAUUCACUUAACUUUACAUUAUUGCUUGAUAAAUAA
Messenger RNA from Chironomus riparius, 892 nucleotides. NCBI's taxonomy places the organism in Eukaryota, Metazoa, Arthropoda, Insecta, Diptera, Chironomidae. The record is from the annotation of a GenBank genome assembly.